GAAGCCGGAAAAAUCGUGAGUGGGAUGAGCUGCUAUUUGUUUUACGUUCGUUUCUGAAAUGUUCGCUAGCUUUACACGUUUGCAUUGUGUACAAAUGUAAACAUGGAAGAUAUGUUAAGUACAGUGAUCAAAUGUGCCAACUUCGCGGCUAUUAAACACAAAAAUCAAAAACGCAAAGACGUGGAAGGAACACCAUACAUAAACCAUCCAAUAGGUGUGUCCUACAUACUGACCAACGAAGGAGGUAUUACUGACCCACUGGUCAUCCAGGCAGCACUACUUCAUGACACAGUAGAAGAUACAGACACCACUCUGCAAGAAAUUGAAGAUCAUUUUGGUGAAGAAGUGGCAGGAAUUGUUGCUGAAGUAACAGACGACAAAAGUCUAGCCAAGGCAGAGCGUAAGAAACUGCAAAUCGAACAUGCAAAGAAUAGCAGCCACCGUGCAAAGUUGGUGAAACUGGCAGACAAACUAUACAACCUUCGUGAUUUGAACCGAAGUACACCAGUUGGCUGGACUGAAGAAAGGGUCCAACAGUAUUUUGUAUGGGCAAAGAAAGUUGUCAGAAAUCUUGCCGGGACCAAUGAACCAAUGGAGAAGGCACUUGAUAUUAUUUUCCAAGAAAGAAAUAUAUCUGAAUUGGAGUUACUGAAUUGAUGGACUGGUGACUGCAGGGAAGGUUCAAAGAGCUGGACAUACUAACCACAGAGUCAGUUAACAGGAACAGACAAUGCUAUUAUCUUCUUAAUAAUAAAUGCAAUAUCCAGCAAGGGCCAUACUAUGUCCUCUACAAUUGCUACCAUUUGUCUUACAACCUUUGGUGAUGAUCAGAUAGUGAGUAAGGAUGAGUUCAUGAUGAUGGAUGAACACUGCAGAAACAGACACUUUGGUUUUACAAUGUUUUGUAUGAUCUUUCAUGGUUAUCUGACACAUAUCAUCUUGCUAAUGUUUGUUUAUGAGAGGCAAAAAAUCUUAUUUAAAACCCGAACAUGUACUGAUCCCUAUAUACUGGAGUAUCUUUCAUAGGUUUAAGAUUAUGUUACUAUUCACUCCACAUAUGCACACACACACACACACACAUUUAUUUUGAAGACAAAUUGACAUCCAUAAAAAAAAUGACUGUCAUCACAUGAUAAGAAAGUCUUCCUAUAUUAAUAUCUUUCAGCCAUUUGCUCACAUUUGAUUUGUGUCUUUUACAGUCACUACAACAGUCUUUGUUCAAUUGAACUUGUUGACUUCUUACUACCUCUGUUUUAUACCAUCUGCUUUACCUGUCUUACUGUCUUUACUCUGCCUCAGUUCGAAGAUCAAGCAUCAGCAACCUUUAUUUUAGCAGCAAGCCUUCUGAGAUGUUGCUCAUCAUAUAUUGAGCUACACCAUUCACCCUUUUGUUACCAUAUUUCUGUUGAGAUGCUCUGUGUUUUUUUACAAUUAAUUUUAAAUAUGACAAAGAAUUUAGUAAAAUAACUUAUCACUAAACUAGUGUUAGGAACAUAAAUUGCGACUAAGCUUUGGUGGAAGAUUUUAAUUCAGAACUUUUGAAAACAAGACAUUUCUACUACAGAGUCAGAGGCAGUUUCAAGCAGGUUGGUAUCAAAAGGGUUAAAGUAUUAAUUGAAUAAACCUUGUCUGUAAUACAGGGAUCACUAUAUAUUACCCUAAGCAAAUUCUAAAAUCUUAAUAGAGAGAAAGUGUGAGUGA
This is a messenger RNA of Octopus sinensis (East Asian common octopus), 1701 nucleotides long. RefSeq names its product guanosine-3',5'-bis(diphosphate) 3'-pyrophosphohydrolase MESH1. Gene Ontology annotation, molecular function: guanosine-3',5'-bis(diphosphate) 3'-diphosphatase activity. The coding region runs from base 103 to 657 and encodes 184 amino acids. The record is from RefSeq and is a predicted model, not a curated record. Lineage: Eukaryota; Metazoa; Mollusca; Cephalopoda; Octopoda; Octopodidae. The transcript has 4 exons.